GCGUCAGCUGACGGCGGAGCCGCCGGUGGUGGCGGCGGGGGGCGGGCGCCGGCACUCGGAGUCGUCCGCCUCCGCCGCGCAGAGCCGCCGCCGGGCCUCAGGCCGAGCCGCCGCCGCCAUGCCCUCGGAGAAGAGCUUCAAGCAGCGCCGCACCUUCGAGCAGAGAGUGGAAGAUGUCCGACUGAUUCGAGAUCAGCAUCCGACUAAAAUACCGGUCAUCAUUGAAAGGUACAAGGGAGAGAAGCAGCUUCCAGUUUUGGAUAAGACCAAGUUCCUGGUGCCAGAUCAUGUCAACAUGAGUGAGCUAAUCAAAAUCAUCAGGCGACGCCUGCAGCUCAACUCCAACCAGGCGUUCUUCCUCCUGGUGAACGGACACAGCAUGGUGAGCGUUUCCACGCCCAUUUCCGAGGUGUACGAGAGCGAGAAGGACGAGGAUGGGUUCCUGUACAUGGUGUACGCCUCUCAGGAGACUUUCGGAGUGCAAUCUUCUGCCUAAGACGCGCAAGCGGCUUCUAGCCUAGGAUUUCGGUUUACCCUUGGCCAUCACCCCCACUCUUCCCCACACACACCCCAGGGAAAGAAACGGAUGUCACCUCCGCUCUCAGUACCUUAGCGUAGUCUUGCUUUAGCAGGUGUCUCAUCUUACCUUGCCUUGUUUGUGACUAUUAAACAGUACAGACGAGCACCUCCAGCUUUGAAACCUGCUGUAAUAUUCCACACAGGCACAUUUACCUUUCUGGACUUUAUGAAUGGAACCCAAUUGUGCACGUGACGAUUGCGAACAAAGGGAAACCCGAUUGACUUAUUAAUGAACAAACAGGCACCAGGGAGGAGCUAAAGGGUUUCGUGUGACAGUUUUCUGGAAAAACCUCCCUAUGAUUCCUUAAAGAUUAUUUCUUUUUUUUUUUUUUUUCGAAUGGGAAGGCUUUUCAUGAGAGCAAAUACGUUUUAAUGUUCCAAAGCGAAGCUUUGUCUUCUGCAGCCCGAUGAGCUGCGGUGAGUUAAGGCACGCGCUUGGGCUGAGCCGGGGGAGGACAACUCUUUUUUUUUUUGUGUGUCCGUUUUUUUGUUUUUAUGGCACCGCAAACUUAGGAGUGGUGCCAGUUUCUGGAAAAAUAAAAAAUAAAAAAUAAUAAUUAAAAAAAAACAAACUCAUACCAAACACCACAGCUUUAUUGUAGAUUUAGGAAGUGUUUAACUGUAAAAUGCACACCUGGACAGGCGACACUGAAAUAAACUCCAGUCUGUUACGACUUUCCAAUCCCUGUGUGUUCAGUGAAACACUGUUGUUCAUAUGAGCUCGCUUCCAGAAGGUCACCCCUCCCUCGCCCGGAGGUUUGCCGCUCCCUCACCCGGCAGAGAGCCCGCUGGGAGGAUCCCUCCCUCCUGUCCUCGCCGUCUCCGUCCGCUCGGCACGGCGGGUAGGUUGAAGCCCUCCGAGGCAAACGGCUUUUGUUUUAUGCGCCUCCGUUCCGGCUGGGACUGGGACGUGCCGCAGGAAUUGCCGACCCACGCCGCCCGACCAGUCUGUCGCUCGUUUUGCCUGUUGCCACCGAGGCGGGGGCGGUCAGGGGGAACCGCUGGCGGGAGCAGCUCACGGCCAGGAGUUGCUGUCGCGAGUUGGCGAACAAAUUGUAUUACUUUUUUGUUUCCUUUUCUCAAUUCCAUCGCUGAAGGCUCCUGCCACUUUGCGCGGGGUUUGGAAAAUCUCGGUGUCAGUACUGGCCUGAGCAGGGAGGCAGCCUGUGCAGAGGAAAGCAAUCUCAUAGGACCUGUUAUUUUUUUUCCUCUAGAGUUGUUGUCAAGUGACGUGUAGCAGGAUGAGAUUACUCUUGUAUAUUAUGUGUCUGUGAACUAACUACAUCUGUUACUGGAAGCUAAACUUACUAUAACGGGGGGGGGGGGGAAAGAAGCAAUACUACUGCGUCUUGGCACUCUAGCUCAAAAAAGGUGUACAAUUUGUACCCACCUACACCUCUUUGCAUGCAUCUCGUUCACAACGCUUACUUCUGAUUUUUUUUUAUUGUUCUUUGUGUUUUUACUCCAACGUAAACUUUUAAAUGCAGCUUGUUCUAUGUUUAGUUUUGUUCGUGUAAGAAAUUGUUUAACUCAUAACUGACAACCAGACUUGUAAUUACGACGUGAUUGACUGAUAUUCCUGUACAAAUGUUGCUUUUUUAAAAUUAAUACAGUGCUGAUAUGGAUGGAUUACAUCCCAACUUAA
Phalacrocorax carbo (great cormorant) is the source of this 2224-nucleotide messenger RNA. NCBI's taxonomy places the organism in Eukaryota, Metazoa, Chordata, Aves, Suliformes, Phalacrocoracidae. The record is from RefSeq and is a predicted model, not a curated record.